GAGAUAUGUACAUGUUGUGACACGGCUCUAUAGUUUACGAUUGCAUUAUUAUUCAUUUAUGUAAAUGACAUGAAUGUAUAGUGUGGGACGAAGGACAAUGUUUUCCCGGCCCAAAAUUCAUUAGCAUGCCUAACUCUCCAUCAGAUGACUCUCGAUCAUUGUAUCAACCUUUGAGUUUCUUUUUUAUUCCUAACAACUUCUUUCCAUUGUUUGUGGGGGUGUUUGCAAAAUUUCAUCUGAGAGAAAAAAGAAGGAAUUAAUGGGAUAAUUUUGAUUUUCUGCAAGGCAUGAGAAGGAAAUUAUUCAGCAUCAAGAUGAAUAGUGAAACUGGCACAGAUGCAGUGGCAGUAACCAACAAUGGACAAACAGACUCUAAAGCAGCCAACCCACUGACAAAUGCAGCAACCUUGCAGCAGCAACUCCAGUCUGCGCUGCUGGCCCAGCAGUUUCCCCUGGCAACCGCUGGAGCACAGACCGGGUUCCUGAUUCAGAAUCCUUAUGGCCAGCCAGCAGUGAUCCCGGUAUCAGCAGCCCUCCCUACAGCUAGCAUACAGAUAGCAGACCUACAACAGCUCCAGCAACUAACUCAGCAGCUGACGCAACAGCAACAACAGCUCCAACUGCAACAGAUUCAGCAGCAGGUCACUUCCUUGAGUUCCUCGGCCAACACGACCACAGUCGUCACUCAGCAGGCCCCAAUCAGUAGUGCCACCCCCCAGCCGACCCAGAUCCAGACCAGCCCCCUGGCCACCACCACCCUCCAGGGACUGGCGGGGGCUCUACAGGGGACACAGCAGAUAGUGUUCCUCAACCCCACCCAGCUUACCACAGGACUACAGCCACUUCUGAUUCAAAACCAGGGAAUCCCUGUUUUAACUGCUGCCACACUUGCAUCACUAACACAACAAGUUCAGCAACAGCAGCAGCAGCAACAACAACAGCAGCAAGUACAGCAACAACAACAACCAGCUGCCGCUGCUGUGCUGCAACAACUUCAGCAACUUCAAAACGCUUCUACACAACCUCUUCAGAUACAAGUCGCUGCUUCUCAACCAAAUCAAAUCCCGACAGUGACACCCAUCAAAGUUCAGAACACUAUGACCAAGAUAUCCAACUCGUCUCAAAUUGUUCUCCCCAACGCCCCUACCACAAACGUUGCUGUCAAGUCAUCGCCGGAAGAGCUGUCCUCAUCAGGAAUCGUGGAUGAAAUUCCUCCGGAAGAAAAUAUAGACCUUGAAGAACUUGAACAGUUUGCAAAAACUUUCAAAAGAAGGAGAAUAGAACUAGGUUUUACCCAAGGAGAUGUAGGAUUAGCCAUGGGAAAACUGUAUGGCAAUGAUUUCAGUCAAACCACCAUCUCAAGGUUUGAAGCUUUGAACCUGAGCUUUAAGAAUAUGUGCAAGCUCAAACCAUUGCUGCAGAAAUGGCUGAAAGAUGCCGACACAAUGUGUGCCAAUCUGAACACUACGGUAGGGGGCAGCCCUGGGGGUAAUGGGAACAGUUUGUCCCCAGAGUCCGUGGCCAGGAGAAGAAAGAAGAGGACCAGCAUAGAGACCAAUAUCAGAGUCGCUCUAGAGAAAAGUUUCCAGCAAAACCCCAAACCUUCCUCGGAAGAAAUUACUUCUGUGGCUGACCAGCUCAGUAUGGAGAAAGAGGUUGUGAGAGUCUGGUUUUGUAACCGUAGACAAAAACAGAAGAGGAUCAACCCACCCUCGAACUAUAACCAUCAGAUGUCUUCCCCUCUGUCACCCCCUAUCACACCUGUGCAGGUGGUGGCCUCACCCACUAAUCAGCUAACGGUGCCCUCGUCACAGGCAACAAUGACCCUCCCCACCAUCAUCAGCUCAUCCACGGGGGCCACCCUAGUGGCUGCCUCUACCCCCUCCUCCGUGGGGACUAAUCAGAACUUUAUAAUGGCCAAGUUAGGGUCAGUGUCUACCUCGGGCUCCAAUCAGCUGAUCUUAACACAGGCUUCACCGACCUCUGUGUCCACCGCCCAGGGGCUUACCCUGCAAACAGCCAAACAGAUUAUUCCACAGAAAAUUGAAUUCACCACUUCUUAGACACUUUUUCCUGCAAAAAUCAGAUUUAUAUUUUGUGAGAUUUUAAAAGAAAACAUUCCAAAGGAAACAAACCAAUGGCAUCUUAUUUUGGAUGAACUCAAUACCAAAGCAGCAUGAAUUAUCGUGUACUACCAUACAUACUGAUGGUCUUCCAAAUUCCAACUGCCUGACAUUUUAUAAAUGUCUUUUUAUUCUUCUGCGAAUUUAUUCAUGAAUAAACAUAUGUAGACAUUUUG
This is a messenger RNA of Magallana angulata, 2299 nucleotides long. RefSeq names its product POU domain, class 2, transcription factor 3L-like. The coding region runs from base 288 to 2063 and encodes 591 amino acids. The transcript is spliced from 9 exons. Gene Ontology annotation, biological process: regulation of transcription by RNA polymerase II. NCBI's taxonomy places the organism in Eukaryota, Metazoa, Mollusca, Bivalvia, Ostreida, Ostreidae. Gene Ontology annotation, molecular function: DNA-binding transcription factor activity, RNA polymerase II-specific; RNA polymerase II cis-regulatory region sequence-specific DNA binding. The record is from RefSeq and is a predicted model, not a curated record.